Messenger RNA from Vitis vinifera (wine grape), 2566 nucleotides. RefSeq lists its product as uncharacterized. The coding region runs from base 233 to 2476 and encodes 747 amino acids. NCBI's taxonomy places the organism in Eukaryota, Viridiplantae, Streptophyta, Magnoliopsida, Vitales, Vitaceae. The transcript has 13 exons. The record is from RefSeq and is a predicted model, not a curated record.
CAGCUCGUCGUCUUCGGCCGUGCUUCAAAAGUGAAGCGUCGGUGACAACUUAAUGGCUGUCUGAAACGGCAUCGGUACUGUGAAAACAACUGUCGUUUCAAUAGCUUCACUCACUCUAACGCUUCAAGCUUGUGUUCUCUUUCAACAUCAAACCCUAGGGCUCAGCCUUAUCGUGUACGGGGGAUCACACACAACCGCCGGAGAAUCUAGCCGGCGAGGAAGGUUCGACGGAAUGGCAGAGGACUUCUCUACUGCAGUGGAAUACGGGCUCAGGCUCUCGAAACGAAUUUACUACGGGAAGGAUCGGUCGGCAUCGGCUCCGAAGCCGCAGGAAAUGGAGAAGUCGGAGUCGCAGGAGUCGUUCCUUCCAACGGCGCCAAUGGUUUACGCCGUGAUUCCGGAGCCGUCGAUCGUUGAUAAUCCGGAUGUUCCGAGCUACCAGCCGUAUGUGCAUGGCCGGUGCGAUCCUCCGGCGCUGAUUCCGCUUCACAUGCUUGGGAUUGCAAUGGAAGUUGAUUGUUAUUUGGAUACUGCGUUCAUUUCUGUCAGUGGAACUUGGCGAGUUCACUGCGUUAUGGGGAGUAGAAGAUGCGAUUGUCGCGUUGCGAUUCCAAUGGGGGAGCAGGGUUCAGUUCUAGGUGUUGAGGUUGAUGUUACUGGAAGAUCAUGUAAUAGUCGACUGAUCACAGAGGAAGAUACAAAAGAUAAUGGGAAACCUGCCAAAACAGAAGAUGGGCGCUUUCUGAGAUGGCGGAUAUAUACCUUAAAAGUUCCAAAGGUUGAAGGAGGCACCAAUUUAUCGAUUAAGUUCAGUUGGUCUCAGAAAUUGCUAUAUCAGGAUGGUCAAUUCAGUCUCAUUAUACCUUUCAGUUUUCCCACAUGUGUCACUCCUGCUGGGAAGAAAAUUCCCAAAAAAGAAAAGAUACGGUUGAAUGUGAACUCUGGCACUGGAACAGAAAUUUUAUGCAAGGCUACAAGCCAUCUUCUGAAGGAGCUAAGGCAUCAGGUCGGUAAAUUGGGUUUCUUAUACGAAGCAGAAGUUCAAACAUGGUCACGUGCUGACUUCAAUUUUUCAUAUACUGUGUCUUCUAAUAACAUAUUUGGUGGGGCGCUCAUGCAAUCUCCUUCUGUACAUGAUUUUGAUCAAAGAGAAAUGUUCUGCUUCUAUCUUUUCCCUGGAAGUAACAUCAGUGGGAAGGUUUUCAGAAAGGAAGUGGUAUUUAUUGUUGACAUAAGCAGAAGCAUGCGGGGACGCCCACUUGAGAAUACAAAGGAUGCUGUACUGGCAGCCCUCUUGAACCUUAAUACACAGGAUUCUUUUAACAUAAUAGCUUUUAAUGGAGACACUUGCUUAUUCUCAUCAACAAUGGUUCUUGCAACCAAGGAAGAAGUUGGAAAUGCUACUCAGUGGAUUAACACAAAUUUCAAUGCAGAGGGUGGAACAAACAUUUUGAAUCCUCUAAGUCAGGCAAUAGAGAUGCUCACUAAAACUAGUGGUUCAAUGCCUCUCAUUUUCCUCAUUACUGAUGGGGCUGUUGAAGAUGAAAGACAUAUUUGUAAUGUUGUGGAAGGCCAUCUCAGAAACAGAAGCCCAAUUUGUCCUCGUAUCUGUACUUUUGGCAUAGGUUCAUACUGUAAUCAUUACUUCUUGCAAAUGCUAGCACAGAUUGGAAGGGGUUACUAUGAUGCUGCAUAUGAUGCUGAUUCAAUUGCCUUUCACAUGCAAAGACUGUUCACAAAAGCUUCAUCUGUCAUUCUUGCAAAUAUAACUAUUGAAACCUUGGAACAUCUUGAUUCACUUGAGCUGUUCCCAUUUCAUAUUCCAGACCUUUCAUCUGGAAGCCCACUGAUUAUAUCAGGCAGAUACCAUGGAGAAUUUCCUGAUUCUCUCAAAGCUAGUGGUAGUUUGGCAGAUAUGAGCAAUUUCACGAUAGACUUGAAAAUACAGAAGGCCAAGGAGAUUCCGCUUGACAGAGUAUUUGCAAGGAGACAAAUUAAUUUACUCACAGUACAAGCAUGGUUGUCAGAAAGUAAACAGCUAGAGGAGAGAAUCGCAAGAAUGAGCAUGCAGACGGGCUUUCCUUCAGAGUAUACCUGCAUGAUUUUACUUGUGACUGAUAAAGGGAAGCAAGCCUCUGAAUCAGUGAUGCUACAAGAGAAGAUGGUGGACUCAAUCGGACAGAAAAUCAUACUCCUAGGAACCCUGGGCAUCGGCUUUGGUGACUUGACAGCAACAUCUGAGAAUCUGCCUUCAGGAGUCGAAGAGCCAAAGCCACCUGAGGGCACAGAUGUGAUCUUUAAGGCUGCUACCAACUGUUGCGCCAUGGUGGCUGAUCGCAUAUGUUGCAUGUGCUUCAUCCAGGCUUGUUCAAAACUGAAUAACCAAUGCGCAAUAGCCUUCACACAGCUCUGUUCUGCCCUCACGUGUUUCGGGUGCAUGGAUUGUUGCUGUGAACUCUGUGUUUCGUGCGGCUAAUGACCCAACGAUACAGAGUAGGACAUCAAAAUGUAUGUAUAUACGCUGUUGCUGCAAUAUAUAUAUAUAUAUAUUAUGUUUACAGCGGUA